Messenger RNA from Cuscuta campestris, 2040 nucleotides. Lineage: Eukaryota; Viridiplantae; Streptophyta; Magnoliopsida; Solanales; Convolvulaceae. The record is from the annotation of a GenBank genome assembly.
AUCUCUCCGCGGCUAGGGUUACGACGACCGCCGCUAUGGCGGUCCGGCGACCAUCUUCCAUACAUGACCAACCCUCUCCCUCAACCUACUAGGAAUCGCAGCUUGAACGACAUAGCUCUCAAGGGUGACUUCAAACCAGCGACAAAAUUCAAAGGGCAACCGGCCAUCUCCUUCUCCGAUGAGGACAUCAACCAUCUGUCUGCGAGGUUUGUUCGCACAAUUGUGGGACGAUUCACCAAGGGCAGACCUUGCCUUAUUUCAAUCCGUAAGGCCUUUGAACGAAUCGCUUUUGAAAAGGAUUUUACUGUAAGUUUGCUGGAUGAAACUCAUAUCUUAAUCAAUUUCGAAUCUGAGAACGAUUUUCUGAGAUGCUUGCUGCGAAAAUACUGGAAGAUUAAUGGUUUUGUUUUGAAAGUGUUUCGCUGGACUCAUGAUUUUGACCCUGNUUGAUUCCCCUCUAAUUCCGGUUUGGAUUAGUCUUGAAGGUCUUCCAAUUCAUCUAUUUGACUCUCUGGCUUUGUAUUCUAUUGCCAAUUUGAUUGGUAAACCUCUGAAAACAGAUGCUGCAACAGCAAGCCUGUCAAGGCCAUCUGUUGCUCGUAUUUGUGUCGAGGUUGAUACCAGCAAGGACCUGCCCAAUGGUGUCUGGAUUCAUCUUGGCCAACUUACAUUUCACUAGCCUAUCACUUAUGAAGAUCUUCCUGAAUAUUGCCCCUCCUGUAAAUCAUUUGGACAUAAAAACUGCAAAAAGGCCACAACAUCUAGAUGGGUGGUGAAGGACACAACAGGGACUGGGAAUACAGCACCUGCUGUAGCCGUCCCUUCGUUGUUGCUCCACGCUAAUUUGCAGCCGGUGGAUAAACCAGAUGAUGCCCUGAAUCAUGAUGGUCCAAAAGAGAAGGAGGAGACCACUGUUGUGGAAACUUGCUCCUUUGCCCAGGUUGAAACACACUUGACACAACCUGUCCUAAAAGCUGUCAAUGGGUUGGAACACUUACUAGUUACUACAGCUAAAACCUUUGAAUCUGAAAACGAGGAACAAUCUGCAAUACACACAGCUACUCAUAAGGCAAGUUUUGAAGCUUUGGCAACCACCAUUGAUAAUGGUAGGGAUGCUGAGGCUCCUGCGCCAACUGGCAGUGCUGAAGACAAAGGUGUGUUGGCUGAGAUGGAACAAAUCCGGGUUAGUGAGGAUGCUCCUACUAACAAUGACCCUAAUUCCAGGAUUGAACCAAGCUGUGAGGCACACAAACUGUCCCCUAAGACAGAUUUGGAAGCACACAGUACGAAGAAGAAUUCCCGCCCCUCUCUAAAGAGUCUGUAACUGCUACACUGGAUGAUUCUCCAGCCCAAAAUCAAAGUAGUGAUGCACACACUCUUUCCCCCGAGAAAGAGAUGGAUGGCACACUACCCCCUUCAAUGAAUGGAGAUGAUGAAAAUAUUUCUGAUCCUACACAUAUCACAAAUAUCCCCCCACCUAUAACUAACUAUGCAGGUCAUGACCCAACUACUAUUGGACCUAUUCUUCAGUCUUUUGAGAUGGAUGGUGAACAUUAUGAAAUCAGGUCCUACGUUGAAGAAGCGGAGACAAGUAACCAAAGGGAGGAGCCUGACUUCAAAGAUGUCCAGAGCAGACGCAGCAAAAGAGUGGGGAAGAGGGGAACUGCACCAAGGACGAUUAAAACUAGAAGCUAUGAUCCAAAUCUUGAAGUUGGAACGGUGAGCGAGAUCACUAGAUAUUGGCCUAGCCGCAAAUCAACCACAAUGGAGAAAAUCGUCACUACCAAAAGUUACUCUGGGCCCUUUUGGUACGCUGGACCCGUCGGCCCAAUUGGAGCAGAUGGGAAAAGACCAAAGAAAAUAAUGCCCAGAAACCUCGCCUUGGAUCAGCACCCGGGUUUUAUAAUUUGGGAAUGAUUUUAUCUCUCGUUUCAUUUCUCAUUCAGUUUCACUUUCAUGCAUCUCUAGAGGGGCAUUGGCCUAGUCCUCCCCUCCCUGUACCUUUCUUUUACCUUUUUGCAAUAAAAUUUUUCGUUUUAU